Molecule: messenger RNA, 1729 nt
Organism: Oncorhynchus tshawytscha (Chinook salmon)
Lineage: Eukaryota; Metazoa; Chordata; Actinopteri; Salmoniformes; Salmonidae
Product: small integral membrane protein 10-like protein 2A
Exons: 2
Coding region: 203-403 (66 amino acids)
Source: RefSeq, a predicted model, not a curated record
CAACUUCCGUGAGUCACACUAAUGUUCCGUUUGACCAAAACUGGAAAAGAAGGGUGGAUUUUUCGGUUGGGGUGGGGUACCUCGUCAAAAGACGAAAAUAUGAAUGUUAAAACUCCAGACAACGAUGGCAGUAUGCACUGUUGUAUCUUCUUAACUUGUAAAUAAGAUACCGGUGGAUAAUCUCCGUUGUAGACAUUGUUUUAUGGCGGGUCUGUCUUAUUUAGUGUUCCGUUUUUCGGGGUCCGCUGGUCGGACUUAUGGGGUGUUUUCUAAAGGAUUGACGAGGACUUUGUUGAUAUUUUUUGAUCUCGCUUGGCGACUGCGAAUCAGAUUCCCAUACCUCUACCUCAUCGCUUCGAUGAUGUUCAAUGUGCGAUUACAGGUCCAUAUUGAGAUUCACUGAGUGUGUUACAACUGCCACAAUUGAGGACCCAACACUCUGGACUGCUCAUUAGUGGGCAUCCUCAGUCAGAACUUCCGGAAGAGACCCUGCAGACCUCACACAAUCAACAAUGUGGAAGAGGGCACUAGUAUCAGGGGCCAGUGUGACAAUGGUCAAUGUUACACGACCGUUGUCUCAGCCACCCUUUGUCAUAGGAACCCAGUGCCUUUGCUUGGGAAGGACACCAUGAUGAUGUCAUUAACAAUGGCCACCGGGGUGUGCAGAGAUCUGUGAGGUUGUACUGGGAUAUAUCCCUCACAGCCACUCGCCACCAGAGAUUCUUGAGCUGCCCAUCUGGUCAGAGGAGACAUAGGAAAGGAUGACCAGUGGAAUUCGACACUGCCUUUUUGUCGCAGACCACAAGGAGGACUGAGAAACAAAAAUUACAAUGACAACAAUGGAAUGAAUGUUUUUGGAACCUUUCUUAUUUCUUCUUCCUCUUAGAGUUCUGUUUGACGUGUUCAUCAGUGCUCAUCUGUAGUCGUCUCCGAAGGAAAACUGGAAACUUGUCAUAUAGUUCCCCUCAUAAUGAAACACAAGUAUCCGCUAGCUUGCAUCUCCACCGCAUGACAUAAACCAGUGCAUGUUUUCUAUUCUCAGUGGUUUGGGCAUUUUUUUUGAGCGGUUUUUGAAAAGUUUGUUUCCCAAUGGAAAGAUGGUGCAGUGAGUUGGAAAGUGGAAGAGGAUACAUUUCAGUGUAGCUCAGCAGGGCUACUGUUACAACCUUUCAGUGUAGCUCAGCAGGGCUACUGUUACAACCUUUCAGUGUAGCUCAGCAGGGCUACUGUUACAACCUUUCAGUGUAGCUCAGCAGGGCUACUGUUACAACCUUUCAGUGUAGCUCAGCAGGGCUACUGUUACAACCUUUCAGUGUGGGUAUGGUCACCUUUCAGUGUCGGUACGGUCACCUUUCAGUUAUAGAAAUGGCAAGGUGCUUGUUGUAAUGUGCAUCCUUAGUGUCACUUCUUCUCACUGAUUUGGAAUGGAAUGUUGCAGUGUAGGUGUCAGACAAACAGGAAGGAUCCAGGAAAGGAAUGACUGCAUGACACACAAACACACACUUGUCACCCACUUCUCUAUCGGUCAAUGGAGCUAACGAGGUGGCAUUUUAGAUUUGAAAUAAAUGGUUUAUGAUUUUGUCUUAGGUAUGCACUCAUACUUAUUUCUCAGUAAAGUGUUUGUGGGUUUUGUCAAUUCUCGAGUCACUGUAUUAAAAGGGUAAGGAAUUGAAUAUGGUUGUACAUCCUUGGAAACAAUACAUUAUUAAACAAUCAACUAUUUCUGUCA